GUUUGCACUGGGACGAUCGAUACUUCCUUCUUUUUUUCUUCGCUCAUGUCUGCUGCACGAUUGAACGAAUAUCAGGUUGUCGGCCGCAAGCUUCCUUCCGAGCAGGAGCCCGUCCCCAAGCUUUUCCGCAUGAGACUCUUCGCUCCCAACGAUGUCGUUGCCAAGUCCCGCUUCUGGUACUUCCUCAAGAAGCUUCGCAAGGUCAAGAAGGCUGCCGGUGAGAUCGUCUCCGUCAACCAGAUCUUCGAGAAGCGCCCUGAGCAGAUCAAGAACUACGGUAUCUGGCUCCGUUAUGACUCUCGCUCUGGCACUCACAACAUGUACAAGGAAUACCGUGAGAUGACCCGUUGCGAGGCUGUCGUUGCUUGCUACCAAGAUAUGGCUGCCCGUCACCGUGCUCGCUUUAGAUCCGUCCAGAUCAUCCGCGUUGCUGAGGUCUCCAACGCCGAUGUUCGUCGUCCUUACAUCAAGCAGCUUCUUACUCCCAAGCUUACUUUCCCUCUUCCUCACCGCGUCAUCCGCGCUCAAAAGGGCAACCGCGCUUUGUUCUCUGCCAAGCGUCCCAGCACCUACUACUAAGCGUAUUUGGUUCGUUGCGGCCACGGUAGGGUAUGGUACUUGAAUCAUAUCUUGAAAAUGAAAUAAAAAAAAAACUACCUUCUUUUCAAGUUAUAUA
This is a messenger RNA of Umbelopsis ramanniana AG, 676 nucleotides long. RefSeq lists its product as uncharacterized. The record is from RefSeq and is a predicted model, not a curated record. Gene Ontology annotation, molecular function: structural constituent of ribosome. Bases 46 to 579 code for a protein of 177 amino acids. Lineage: Eukaryota; Fungi; Mucoromycota; Umbelopsidomycetes; Umbelopsidales; Umbelopsidaceae. The transcript is spliced from 5 exons. Gene Ontology annotation, biological process: translation. Gene Ontology annotation, cellular component: cytosolic large ribosomal subunit; ribosome.